This is a messenger RNA of Agrilus planipennis (emerald ash borer), 1089 nucleotides long. RefSeq names its product gamma-secretase subunit Aph-1 (gene aph-1). Gene Ontology annotation, biological process: protein processing; Notch signaling pathway; Notch receptor processing. Gene Ontology annotation, cellular component: endoplasmic reticulum; membrane; gamma-secretase complex. Bases 179 to 904 code for a protein of 241 amino acids. The transcript has a single exon. The record is from RefSeq and is a predicted model, not a curated record. Gene Ontology annotation, molecular function: protein-macromolecule adaptor activity. NCBI's taxonomy places the organism in Eukaryota, Metazoa, Arthropoda, Insecta, Coleoptera, Buprestidae.
CACUUGACAUUUCUCAAUUGACAGUUGACUUUUAAAGGUUAUAAAUGUUUGAAAUGUUGAUUGUUUUAAUGAUAAAUUAUCGAAAAAUGUUGAUAAAACAUUAAUAGUAUUAAUAUUUUGAUAGUCGAAUGAUCUAUUAAACGAGAUUUAAAAAGAAAUUGUGAAGUGUAACGGGAAAAUGACUGUGGGAGAAUUUUUCGGGUGCAGCUUGUUGGCGUUUGGACCACCACUAGCAAUGUUUGUAUUUACAAUUGCAGAUGAUCCUGUUAAAAUUAUAAUUUUAAUUGCUUCAUCAUUUUUUUGGCUUUUAUCUCUCCUGUUAUCAUCGUUGUGGUGGUUUGCUGUAAUUCCUUUACGAAAUCAUCUAGUGUUUGGCCUGGUCUUUUCAGUUGUAUUUCAAGAGGCUUUUCGAUUUUGCAUAUAUAAAAUUUUACGUAAAGCACAAAAUGGGCUAAAGAAGAUAACAGACGAUAGUACACACCUAAUAGAAAACAAGCAUAUACUAGCUUAUGUAAGUGGCCUAGGAUUUGGAAUAAUAAGUGGUGCAUUUUCUAUUGUUAACGUUCUUGCCGAUACAAUUGGACCUGCGACAAUGGGGCUAAAGGCUGGAAAUGACUUGUUUGUAGUUAGUAGUGCUGCAAUGGCAUUGUGUUUUAUAUUGCUGCAUACAUUUUGGAAUGUCAUAUUUUUUAAUGCUUUAGAUAAUGGCAACAAACCAAAUUUACUUAUUGUCUUUACCUCACAUAUGCUCGUGUCAUGUAUUACCUUACUGAACCGGUAUCAGAUGUAUUCAGCAACUUUGGUAAUUGCAUACCUUGUCUUGAUAUCAAUAAUGGCAUUUGCUUUUAAAGUAGCAGGGGGUUCCGUUUCCUCUUUAAAAGAUUGUAUAAAAUUUAAGCACUAAUAAUAAGUUAUAAUGAUUAUAAUGUAUAAUAAUGUUUAUCUUUAUAUUUAUCCUUCUUUAUCCUUUUUAAUAAAUGGGUAUAUUACUUUUUGUUGCUGUUCAAAGUAGUAUAAAUAUUAACAAUUUAUAAUUUUAGAUAUUUUUUAUGUUUUUCAUUUCUAUUACUUUUUUUAAGAGAUAUACUA